Messenger RNA from Uncinocarpus reesii 1704, 1236 nucleotides. RefSeq lists its product as uncharacterized. Gene Ontology annotation, cellular component: mannan polymerase complex. The record is from RefSeq and is a predicted model, not a curated record. The transcript has 2 exons. Gene Ontology annotation, molecular function: alpha-1,6-mannosyltransferase activity. NCBI's taxonomy places the organism in Eukaryota, Fungi, Ascomycota, Eurotiomycetes, Onygenales, Onygenaceae. Gene Ontology annotation, biological process: protein N-linked glycosylation. The coding region runs from base 1 to 1236 and encodes 411 amino acids.
AUGAUCUCCUUUCGAAGAUGCGUGAUCCUCGCAGUCUCCCUUCUCUCGUUCACAUUCAUCCUCCACCUGUCCACCGGUAGCAAUGCUCACCAGCAACCGAAACCAAGCGAUCUCUUGGAAAAAGAGCCGUCAGGUUUGGAUAAGUCACGCGAACGCCAACUCUUCCAGAUUCCACUCGAGGAUCUAGCUCAAAAACCCCUCCGAGAGCGAUUACGAUAUCAGUUCCCUUACGAUUUACAGUCAAAGUUCCCAGCAUAUAUCUGGCAGACAUGGAAAUACGCACCGUCGUCGGGGCAUUUUGGAGAGGAGUUGCGCCCGUUCGAAGCUAGCUGGACUGAAGCACAUCCGGGGUUCGUCCACCAGGUCGUCACAGAUGCUGGGAUGAUAUACGUCAUAAAAUACCUAUAUGCCGCAUUCCCAGAAAUAAUAGAAGCCUUUGAAUCGAUGCCACUUCCUGUGUUGAAGGCAGAUUUUUUUCGAUACCUUAUCCUUUUAGCCCGUGGUGGGAUAUACACCGACAUUGAUACCUGGGCGCUGAAAUCAGCAAUUGAGUGGGUACCCAAGUCAGUUGACAGGUCUUCGAUAGGCCUUGUCAUCGGUAUUGAAGCGGAUCCAGAUAGGGAAGACUGGCAAGAUUGGUAUUCGCGCCGUAUUCAAUUCUGCCAGUGGACGAUUCAGUCAAAACCAGGGCAUCCCAUACUCCGAGACGUCGUGGCAAACAUUACAGAAGAAGCCUUGCGGAUGAAAAGUCAUGGAAGACUCAAAAAGGCCAAAAUGGAUAAAACCAUUGUGGAAUUCACCGGACCGGCGGUAUGGACAGAUGCUGUCUUUCGCUACUUGAACAAUCCGGCGUACUUUGACGUGGGAAACGAUAUCCAUCUCACCAGAGAGAUUGACUAUAGAUAUUUCGUGGGGAUUGUCGCCCAAAAGGUUGUUGGGGACGUUAUUGUAUUGCCAAUCACCAGCUUUAGUCCUGGUGUACAACAAAUGGGCGCCCAGGAGCCCGAGCACCCAAUGGCCUUUGUCAAGCAUGAAUUCCAAGUCCGCGCCUCUGAAGAAUUCAUCUUCCGAGACAGCGAUCGCCUUUCUGAGAGGUAUCCGCUCAUCCCAUCAUCUUUCUGCAUCGAUCUCUCCGGGGAAUCCAUGUUGUCUACCUUUAGGGAGUUUUACUUUGUAUUUCCAUUCUUCCCGGCGCAAAGGAAAGGCAAAAACUGGUCAACAUUCAAGGAGUUCUAG